CUUUGAGUACGAGUUUGUUUCGACCGUUUUUGAAGAAUUUCACUGUUUGAUUUGUCAACUACCUUUGCGAGAACCAGUACUCACGAGGUGUGGGCACAGAUAUUGCAAGAAAUGUCUUAACGAGGCCAUGAAGAGACAACAAGUUCCUGAAUGUCCUGUUGACAGGGAAAGAUUGGACCGAGAAAAGGACAUAUUUCCCGAUAAGGCGACAGAAAGAAGUAUUUUGUCUUGCCAUGUGAGAUGUCCAAGCAUAGGAUGCGAGUGGACUGGGGAGACCAGAGAUGCCGAGACUCAUUUACAGACCUGCGCUUGCAGGAUGACUCCCUGUCCGAAUCCUCACUGUGAUGUCACCAUGGAGAAGAGACUUGUGGAUGACCAUGUGACCAAUACCUGUCAAUGGAGAAUGGUGCAGUGUGGAUACUGUGGUGAAAACCACGCAAAACGUGAUGAAGAGAAACACGCUGCAGAAUGUCGAAGACGUCCCAGCGAUUGUUCUAAUGGUUGUGGUGAGGUUCUUGCAAAGGAAGAGAUGAUGGCUCAUCAGGACGUUGUUUGCUCUCACACUGUUGUGAGCUGCCAGUAUGAUUAUUUGGGAUGUGACAGUAAGAUUAAAAGAUGCGACGUAGAAGAUCAUUUAGAGCAAAACCUCCGAUGUCAUUUUGAGCUGUCCGUUAAAAAACUUGCUGAUGUGCAAGACGAAACCAGAAUAUUGAGGCAGGAAAUGGAGAAAAUAAAGCUGGAUUACCGAAAAAUGGAGUCCAAGCUCACUGGAAUAGAUAGGGAAAUCACUGAAGUAAAACUAAAGCACAAAGAAAUGGAAACCUUCGCUCCCUUUAUAUGGAAAGUGACCGAGUUUUGGGAGCGAGUGAAUAAGGCGAGGAAAGACAAAGAGAUUCGGGUCGAAAGUGAUCCCUUCUAUGUCGGUCCUCAAGGGUACAAAGUGAAACUCGCAAUGUAUCCUAAUGGCACCAAAGAGGCCAAGAACGCUUAUAUCUCGCUAUAUAUUGCACUAAUGAAAGGGAAAUACGACCCCAUAUUACCUUGGCCUUUCCUAAAUAAAGUGACGCUUUCGGUUCUCGACCAAAACCCUAAUGUGAUGCAAAGGCACAAUUUUGUCAAGUCCUUUGUUCCCGAGGCUUCAUGGAAGAGCAUGAAACGCCCAGAGGGCGAGGAAAAUGAGAGACGAGGUUUUGGAAGGUUUCUUUCCCAUGAUAAACUGAGAUCAGGGUUUUAUCUUGUGGACGAUAUUCUAUUUAUUAAGUUCGAAAUAGGCCCAGCAGAUGCAUCGUAUUUUGCGCCUGUAAUAUUUAAAGCUUCCGUUUUUCAGUUACAAAUGGCGGCCGGUGGAGUGCCUGACCUUGGAGGCUACGAGUAUGAAUUUGUUGAAGAAAUUCCAGAUGAUUGGGAAUGUCUUGUGUGUCAGUUACCUCUAAAAGAUCCUGUUCAAAUCGAAAAGUGUGGCCACAGGCUUUGUGAAAUCUGCGUGGGGUCAAUUUUGAGAUCCGGUACACCCCUGUGUCCUGCAGAUCGAGAGCCGAUAUCAAGAGAGAGGAUUUUCUCUGAUGUUGCUUGCCAUCGUAAAAUACUGAAUGCCCAGGUCAAAUGUCCUAAUGAAGAGUGUUCCUGGAUCGGAGAACUUAGGCAUGUUAAGAAACAUGGGCAAGAGUGUCCCUACCAGCCAGUUCCUUGUGUUAACGAGGGAUGCAAUGAAGAGGUUCUCCGCAAAGAUAUCAUUUCUCACAUGGAGACCACGUGCCCAUGGUCCGUGAUACAAUGCUCAUUCUGUCCUGAUCGUUUCCCAAAACUAGAGAAAAAGGCUCACUGUGAGGCCUGUCCGCGCUAUCCCGUUGAAUGCAGUAACAAGUGUGGCGCGAACGACAUACCACGAGAAGAGGUCGGUAACCACACUGAAAAUCUUUGCCCUUUGACUGUGAUAGAGUGUGAGUACAGUGCCAUUGGAUGCCGAGUCAAGUUUCAGAGACGAGAUUCCAAAGAUCAUUUUGAUGCAUUAAAAGACACCCAUCUACACUUGGCCUGCAAGAAACUGAUUGACAUGUCCAAAACAGUCCAAGAACAAGCUCAAACCAUUGCACGUCUUGAAGAGAAGUUAGAACGCCUUCACAAUUCCCCCUUUAUAUGGAAAAUAUCGAACUUUGCCUCUGUCAUGAAGGCUGCUGAAACAAAGGAACGUCUAGUAAUAAUUAGUGAUCCGUUCUACUCUAAUCACAAUGGAUACAAAUUUGAGGCGGAGCUGUAUCCAAAUGGCUACCAUAUCGAUGACGAUCCUGGCAGUAAGGGAAAAUUCAUGUCAAUUUACCUCAGAAUUCUUGUAGGAGAAUAUGACGGUCUUUUGAUAUGGCCAUUUUACGAUUCAGUUGUGUUCACGUUACUAGACCAAAACGCGUCCGUGGAAAAGAGAAGACAUUUGCGUCAAGAAGUUCAGCAGACUCCAAAUGGACUCGCAAGACCAACAGAAGCCUCCGAAGAAGCAUGUGGUUCCUGGGAAUUCGUGUAUCACAACAAUCUAUACAAGCGUUCAUACAUCAAAGACGAUACAAUAUUUAUCAAAGUCGCGUUUGUGGAACACAAAGAUAGAAAGUUCUCGAGAAUUUUCCAUGGAGAUUACGAUCUAUAGUCCUGAAUUACUUGCCAAAGCAAGUAUCCAUUUUGAGGGAGCGAUGUCUAUACCUGAAUUUUUUUCGGUACAAUUUAAUGAAAAGAGGUUCAAAAUACACAUUUACAGUGAUAUAUUCAUCAUGAAUUAUGGUAAUGAAAUAGUUUAAGAAUUAAAACUCAAUAGUAAUCACGAUUGUCUUUUUCCUAUAAGUCUUUUACUCUACGAGUGAAUUCCAUUCAUAUCAUCAGUUAUGUUAAAAUACAGAGAUUCUAUGUUGUUGUGCUUCUGUCCAGUAAUAUAUGGCAGAUGGUGCAAACAUGUAGGAACCUUUAAUAUUGGGCUACAUGCCAGAUGAUUUCUAAUCUAUUUACCAGGCGUCUUUUAACAUAGUAUAAAAUUCACAGUGGAUCUUUACUUUUCGUAUCUACUAGAAUGUCAAAUAUAUGGAAAAUAUUUAUCUCACAAAA
Messenger RNA from Pocillopora damicornis (cauliflower coral), 3084 nucleotides. Its product is annotated as TNF receptor-associated factor 6. Gene Ontology annotation, cellular component: plasma membrane signaling receptor complex. Gene Ontology annotation, molecular function: zinc ion binding; tumor necrosis factor receptor binding; ubiquitin protein ligase binding. Gene Ontology annotation, biological process: signal transduction; regulation of canonical NF-kappaB signal transduction; regulation of apoptotic process. The record is from RefSeq and is a predicted model, not a curated record. Lineage: Eukaryota; Metazoa; Cnidaria; Anthozoa; Scleractinia; Pocilloporidae.